AUGGCUCCCAAGAACAAGAAGGCUAACGCAGCCACUGAUGGCGAGGAGGCGCUCCCUAGCGGCAAGAUCUACUCCGUGUCCGGACCUGUCGUUAUCGCCGAGGACAUGAUUGGCGUGGCCAUGUACGAGCUUGUCAAGGUCGGCCACGAUAACCUAGUUGGUGAGGUCAUUAGAAUCAGCAAUGACCAGGCCACCAUUCAAGUCUAUGAGGAGACUGCUGGUGUCACCGUCGGCGACCCUGUUGCCCGCACUGGCAAGCCUCUUUCCGUCGAGCUCGGCCCCGGUCUUCUCAACAGUAUCUACGAUGGUAUUCAGCGCCCGCUGGCUUCCAUUUCCGACUUGGCCAAGUCUAUCUACAUCCCCCGCGGCAUCGCUGUCCCCGCCCUCGACCGCACCAAGAAGUGGGAGUUCACCCCUACCAUGAAGGUUGGCGACCACAUUUCGGGCGGCGAUGUCUGGGGCACCGUCUUUGAGAACUCGUUCAUCCACACUCACCGCAUUGUGUUCCCGCCUCGCGCACGUGGUGUGAUCACAAAGAUCGCCUCCAAGGGUGAACACACCGUCGCCGAGAACAUCCUUGAGGUCGAGUUCGACGGUACCAAGACUGAGUACCCAAUGAUGCAAUCUUGGCCCGUCCGUGUCCCUCGCCCUUCGACAGAGAAGCUCUCUGCCGACCAGCCUUUCAUUGUCGGCCAACGUGUGCUCGACGCCCUCUUUCCCAGUGUGCAGGGUGGUACUGUGGCCAUCCCCGGCGCUUUCGGCUGUGGCAAGACUGUCAUUUCGCAAUCCGUUUCCAAGUUCUCCAACUCAGACGUCAUUGUCUAUGUCGGCUGUGGAGAGCGUGGUAAUGAAAUGGCCGAAGUCUUGAAGGAUUUCCCUGAGCUGACAAUUGAGGUCGACGGCCGCCAGGAGCCCAUCAUGAAGCGCACAACCUUGAUCGCCAACACGUCCAACAUGCCCGUCGCUGCUCGUGAAGCCUCCAUCUAUACGGGUAUUACUGUAGCCGAAUAUUUCCGCGACCAGGGCCUCAACGUCGCCAUGAUGGCUGAUUCCACUUCGCGUUGGGCCGAGGCCUUGCGUGAAAUCUCUGGUCGUCUGGGAGAGAUGCCUGCUGAUCAGGGUUUCCCCGCCUACCUGUCUGCCAAAUUGGCUUCUUUCUACGAGCGUGCUGGCCGCGUUCAAUCGCUUGGGUCUCCUGAGCGACAGGGCAGUGUCAGCAUUGUGGGUGCUGUCAGUCCCCCCGGUGGUGAUUUCUCCGAUCCCGUCACGAGUUCCACGCUGGGUAUCGUGCAGGUCUUCUGGGGUCUCGACAAGAAGCUCGCGCAGCGCAAACACUUCCCUUCGAUCAACACCAGCAUGUCGUAUUCCAAGUACACCAACACACUCGACAAGUUCUACGAGAAGGAGUAUCCUGACUUCCCGCGUCUCCGUGACCGCGUGAAGAAUCUUCUAUCGGACUCGGAGGAGCUUGACCAGGUCGUCCAGCUAGUCGGAAAGAGUGCGCUGUCAGAUACUGACAAGAUCACAUUGGACAUUGCCGGUCUGGUCAAGGAAGAUUUCCUGCAGCAGAACGGUUACUCGGAUUACGACCAGUUCUGCCCCAUCUGGAAGACGGAGUGGAUGAUGAAAUUGAUGAUGGGCUUCCACGACGAGGCGCAGAAGGCCAUUUCGCAGGGUCAGCACUGGAACAAGGUUCGCGACUCGACGAGCGAAUUGCAGUCCAAGCUCCGCAGUCUCAAGUUCGAGGUUCCCUCGGAUGGCCAGGAUGUUAUCAACAAGAAGUACGAGGAGAUUCAGCAAGAAAUGACAGACAAGUUCGCAGCGGUCAUGGACGAGUAG
This is a messenger RNA of Emericellopsis cladophorae, 1839 nucleotides long. RefSeq names its product V-type proton ATPase catalytic subunit A-like protein. Bases 1 to 1839 code for a protein of 612 amino acids. The record is from RefSeq and is a predicted model, not a curated record. The transcript is spliced from 7 exons. Gene Ontology annotation, molecular function: ATP binding; ATP hydrolysis activity; proton-transporting ATPase activity, rotational mechanism. Gene Ontology annotation, cellular component: proton-transporting V-type ATPase, V1 domain; fungal-type vacuole membrane. Gene Ontology annotation, biological process: proton transmembrane transport; ATP metabolic process. NCBI's taxonomy places the organism in Eukaryota, Fungi, Ascomycota, Sordariomycetes, Hypocreales, Bionectriaceae.